Messenger RNA from Diaporthe batatas, 1920 nucleotides. RefSeq lists its product as uncharacterized. The transcript has a single exon. Gene Ontology annotation, cellular component: mitochondrial inner membrane. Gene Ontology annotation, molecular function: ATP binding; ATP hydrolysis activity. Bases 237 to 1751 code for a protein of 504 amino acids. NCBI's taxonomy places the organism in Eukaryota, Fungi, Ascomycota, Sordariomycetes, Diaporthales, Diaporthaceae. Gene Ontology annotation, biological process: protein insertion into mitochondrial inner membrane from matrix; mitochondrial respiratory chain complex III assembly. The record is from RefSeq and is a predicted model, not a curated record.
CAACCAUCAAUAACUUUCCGACUUCCCGUUCGUUUUGGCAUUCCUCUUCACGUCGCUCUUUAAACUUCGAGAUGUAGCUGUAAUGUUUUCUCUUGCCCAUUAAUUCCUCGUUCGCCGACUAUAGGUGCCUCCCAUUGGGUCGUGCCGCACGCGCGGCGCUUGUCGUUCAUGCGACCCCUUUUUCCUCGGUUCCGACUUUUUCUCAUUGGGCCGAUUAAGCCCCGAAAGCCGAACCCAUGGCCCAGCCGUUCCACGCCGGAGGUGCCGUCCCGGCUUUCAGACUCACGGAGCCGUCCAUCCAGGGCCUCCUCGGGGCUGUCACUGCGUACUGGCCGUCACUCGCCCACCUGGAUAUCACUCGUCUCGGGUCCCUCAUAGCAAUCGCCGGCGUCAUCCCGGCAGCGUGGCGGCUGCUCCACGGCGCCUGGAGGGAGACAUACAGCUGGAUCAGACAAUUCUUUGUCGCCUCUGUCACCAUACCUGGCCGAGACCCUCUGAACAAGAGCGUUGUCAACUGGGUGUUGACUCAUGUCGUCCAACCCCGGAAUAAUACGCGCUUCUUCACCGCCCGCACGGAAAUCAGAGACAGGCUCGGUCGCGGAGAUGUGCCUGACUCCGCGUCGCUUAAGAAGACGCAGAGACAGGUCCAGUACCUGCCGCACUUCGAGACAGUAUGGUUCUGGAAGGACGGAAGUGUCUUCAUCGUCCACCGGUCCCUCGAGAGCUUCAAUGCGUCCAUGUGCGACCCGGGGUACGACGGGAUCGGGGGCGAGGACCUCACCAUCAGCUGCCUGGGGCGGUCGGCCGAGCCCAUCCGCUCUUUGGUCCAGACGUGUCGCGACUUUGCCGACCAGCAGACCCAGUUCUAUGUGAUGAUCUACUCACGAGACCGGUACGGAAUCUCGUGGCAGCCCAAGUCAAGGAAGCCUAUCCGCCUGCUGGAGACAGUCCACUUUGACGAGGACGUCAAGAAGAGCCUGCUGUCCGACAUCCGAAAGUACCUCGAUAUCGAGACACAACGGCGCUACCAGAGCAGGAGCAUGCCAUAUCGGAGGGGCUACCUCUUUUACGGUCCUCCGGGGACGGGAAAGUCCUCGCUGUCCACUGCGCUCGCGGGCGAGUUCGGCCUCGACCUCUACGAAGUCAAGAUUCCCAGCGUGGCCUCGGACGCAGACCUGGAGCAGAUGUUCCAGGAGAUUCCGCCCCAGUGCAUCGUCCUCCUCGAGGAUAUCGACGCGGUGUGGGCUGGCGACCGCGACCUGCCCGACAGGGAGGACAGGACGAUCGGGUCGAGCGGCAGCCACAGCCCCAGGUCGAACUGCACGCUCUCGGGGCUGCUGAACGUCCUGGAUGGGGUUGGCUCGCAGGAGGGCCGCAUCGUCAUCAUGACGACGAACAAGCCUGAGCUGCUUGACCCGGCUCUGAUACGACCAGGCCGCGUGGAUCUCAAGGUCCACCUAGGCAAUAUCAGUCGCAAAUCGGCGAUGGAGAUGUUCAUGCGGAUGUUUGCUUCUGACGUGCGGGGACCAUCCGUGGAUAUGGACGUGGACGCACUCCAGCGGUUGGCGGCCGAGUUCUCGAAGCAUAUCCCAGAGGGUGAACUCACGCCCUCCCAGCUCCAGGGCUUCUUCCAGAUGCACUUGGACAAUCCUAUCGAGGCGGUAUCCGGGAUAUCAACGUGGGUGGCUAGGGAAUCAUCGAGGGAUACAAUAGAGGACGACAUUGAGAUCGUCACGAGGGGGAAGGCUUGAAUUAUGGUCAGCGACUCGAGCGCUGCCGCCUAGACUUGUACUAUAUUGUAUCUUAUGUUGCAUUAAAGAGACUGGCGUUAUUGGCUUUGCAUAUCAACAGGUUGGAGAGUCACCGACUCUUAUUACUAUUUGUUCCUACGAAAGGAGAAGAAUCGCGAUUUUCCUCAAG